GAAUAAGAAGAGAGGAUAGCCGGCUACCCUCUUCUGAUGGAGUCCAGCUCCCACUUUUGAAUUUGGUUUCACUUCAAUUCUGUUGGUCUAACAGAAUUCGGAGAAGCCCUUCCAAUAGAAUCUUUAAGGUCUCCUCCCGGGUCAACUUCUCAAUUUUGAAUUCUUGAGAGAAGAGAUUUUCAGUCGUUGGGAAUGGAGAGUGUUGCUGGGUGGCAAGGGCUGUUUCUUGGAGGAUUAGCUUCUUGGGUUGUGAUUUCUUCAAUUUUUAAUGUGACCCAGAAGAUUAGAUCUCUCACUCAACCCUGGGUUUCUCGCCAAGUGGUCUCCGGCACCCCCAUUUCUUUGCAGAUCCAGAAAUACCAGCAUGGGUAUUUGGAUGGCUUCUUUUCUGCGUUGUCUUGUAGCGUUUCUGUGCCUUUCUACACCGCGUUUCUUCCCUUUCUCUUCUGGAGCGGGCAUUGUAAAUUGGCUCGGCAGAUGACCCUUUUGAUGGCUUUCUGUGAUUAUAUGGGCAACUGUAUAAAGGAUGUGGUGUCGGCCCCUAGACCUACUUCACCGCCUGUUAGGAGAAUAACUGCCACGGAAGAUGAGAAAGAAAAUGCAUUGGAAUAUGGACUGCCUUCUUCGCAUACUCUUAAUACUCUCUGCUUGUCUGGGUACCUUUUGCACUAUGUCUUAUCCCACACCAAGAACGAAGAUCUUUCCACGGAGAUAGCAGGAAUUGCCCUUGUUUGCUUACUUGUGGGCCUGAUUGGCUUAGGGAGAAUAUACCUUGGGAUGCACAGCUUGAUUGACAUUAUUGGAGGUCUAGCUUUUGGAUUGGCAAUCCUGGCAUUUUGGCUCUCUGUUCACAAUUACAUAGACGAUUUCGUAGUUUCAGGACAAAAUGUUACAUCCUUUUGGAGCGCACUAAGCUUCUUGUUGCUCUUUGCCUAUCCAACACCGGAGCAGCCUACUCCAAGUUUUGAAUAUCAUACAGCCUUCGACGGUGUUGCUUUGGGAAUUGUAGCUGGAAUCCAGCAAACUUACCAUCAGUUUCACCAUGAAGAUGUUCCAAAGGUCUUUACUGAGCUCCCGAUCCCUGCAUUUGUCGGUAGAAUGCUAGUAGGAAUACCAACGAUACUCCUAGUGAAGUUCUGCAGCAAGGCUCUCGCGAAAUGGAUGCUGCCCAUGCUCGCCAACGCCCUGAGCAUCCCGGUAAGAUCAACCAGCUACGUCCCGGGACUAAGCAGCUCUGCCAUCACCAAGAAGUCGGACGAAACAAAGCCAGCCGCAGGUUAUCUGCAAAAAUUGUUCUUUUUCUCCCAACAGGACUCGUUUGAUGUCGAUACAGGCAUUCGACUCCUUCAAUAUACUGGCCUCGGGUGGGCUGUCGUAGAUCUUGUUCCAUCUUUAUUCACUUACCUAAGACUCUGAUGGUUAAUGGUUUUGUACUUCCAUUGUAUUUGUAUCAUACAAAUCCAAUUCAUCUUCUGUUUCUGAAAUACGACCCUUAUUUUCAAUGUUUUAUUAUAUAUAGGCAAAUUAUUCUGUGGAUCUGGGUUCACCUUGCAAUGUGGACCCGGAUCCAUUGUAUAACUAUUGAUAAAUCUAAGUAUUGGCAAAUGAAGGCGGGUUAAAAGA
Molecule: messenger RNA, 1623 nt
Organism: Ipomoea triloba (trilobed morning glory)
Lineage: Eukaryota; Viridiplantae; Streptophyta; Magnoliopsida; Solanales; Convolvulaceae
Product: lipid phosphate phosphatase delta
Exons: 8
Coding region: 193-1416 (407 amino acids)
Cellular component (GO): endoplasmic reticulum membrane
Molecular function (GO): sphingosine-1-phosphate phosphatase activity
Source: RefSeq, a predicted model, not a curated record